GUGAAAAUGGCGAUGGUGGUUGUUGAUGAUGAUGAUGAUGAUCAUGUUUAUGGUUGAUGGUGAUGAUGAUAAUGAUGAUGGUGGUGGUGAUAGUGACAACGCUAAGUGUGGCAUCGCCUGAAGGCGCGAAGAAGAAAUAGCUAGCGCGGGUUAUUACACCGCCAUAAGCCCGAAAGUGCGACGAAGAAAUACCGAGCGCGAGGCAGCGGUUGACCCGCCAAAGCUUUGCGCUAUGUAUUGUAAGGAGGAUUUUGAAACUAUUCGUAAAGGAUCAUGGAAAUGCCCCCCUUGCUGCGCACACGCAAAGCUUUGUUACAAUUCUGCCCAUGGCAGGUAAUGACAGGCUGUUGCCAUGGGAACUCGCGGAGGGAUGCCUAAAUUCGGUGCAUUCAGCGCACGCAAGUAGAGUUAGUCGAUGAAGGACCUAAGCUUGAUAUAUAAGAACUGCAUUUUCUUUUACACCAUUGUUGGCAUCACGUUGUCGCGUCAAAAUAACACCCUCCGUGACGCUUGAAAAAUAGGGACGUGAAGAAAAUAAAACAAAUAUCACUCUACGUGACCUUUCCUUAUAACAACUUCCGAUCACACAACGAAACAUGCCCGUUUACUUUUCGGUUCAUUCGGGCAUAUUGUUCUUUCUUCGUGGGCCCUUCGGGAAAAAUCCGCUGUUUUGCGGAAUAUGAGACUUGUGUUGUUUUGAAGGCUUACAAGUUUCCUAUUGGUCCCCUCUUUGUCACCUGUCGUCUGCGGCAGCUCGGGGCAAAAUCAAAGAUAACCUUUUCCACUCGUAAUAACAACAGGGGUUGUCUGAACGUAAAUCUGCUUUGUGCAACCCAAAAAGCGAGGGCAAGAGAAUUCACCCUUCGACCUCGACGAAAACCUUGCUGAGAGAGACAUACAACACACAGCAAGCGUCUCACUAGCCCGCCACUAAAACACUUGUAAGUCAGUGGGGAAGAGCGGUAUAAGCUUUAAUACUGGGCUAUCUGAAGUGGGUUUCCGGUUGGCUUUAUUGCUUUUGUUCAACCUAGUUGACAAAACUAAGCGCAGCAAUGGCGCUUUUGGAUAAACCCGUGUCCAUGAACGAGCUGGGGGCCGCAGUAGUACAAGAUAUCGGUGCAGUAGCGCACAUCCAGCUCUCGCAAGAGAAGAAUGAGCUCUCAACAGUAUGGGAAAGCAUGUACUCCAAAGGAUUAGGAAGGAAAGUAAGCUCGCAGUGCUAUUAUACACCUGAGGAUAUCGAGCGAGCGAGGAAAGAGGACGAAGAGAAAGCAGAGAAGGCGAAGGAGGAGAGGGAGCGUGCGGGAAGCAUUCAGGAAAAUCACGAGAUUGCAGAGAAAGAUCAGGCGAACGCGGCGGGAUCACAUGACGGCAAAGAAAGCCUAAAAGAUCUGGCGAGCGUGCAUUUCGAGAGAGCUCUUAGUUCCGGACGUGCUCAUGUUUUUGACGAAGGCAGGCAUUACCGCCGGCGAAGGACUCUUUCUGGGGAAUUUAGCAACUCAGCGCCGAAAAGUCAAAGACAAACAGCUCGCAAUAAAAGCUCUGGAGACGCUUUGUAACUGAACACAAUUUGCCCGGAUGCCGAAGGUCUAGAUGCGUGAACCUGUACAUUAUAAAACUUUGCAGUUACAGAUAUUUUUUAGAUGAAGUGAAUCACAUUUAUACUACCCACAUAAAUCACAUAUUUUGUACAUAGGUAAACAUUAGUUUGGUUUGUUAGACGGGUCAUGCUACUAUACUCUCAAUGAUAGCAAUAUGUACUUUACUCUAGUUUUUUAUACUGCGAAUAUACUGAUUUCAUACUGGCUAUAUUCUUUGCUGUUUAUCCAGUGAACUGGUGCUUUGUUUGGAUUAAUCUUUGAUUUAUAUUUUAUUGACUUACGUACGAAGUCAGUGGUUUAUCAUCUGAUUACAAAAUAAAUAAACCAAUGCAAUGUA
Messenger RNA from Nematostella vectensis (starlet sea anemone), 1938 nucleotides. RefSeq lists its product as uncharacterized. NCBI's taxonomy places the organism in Eukaryota, Metazoa, Cnidaria, Anthozoa, Actiniaria, Edwardsiidae. The record is from RefSeq and is a predicted model, not a curated record. Bases 1053 to 1559 code for a protein of 168 amino acids. The transcript has a single exon.